AUGCAUGCGUCCUCUGGAAAACCAGCGAAACGAUGGACGGACGUGUUCGAGACCAACGACAAUCAUCUGCUUUCGCAUUUGGUGGGCUACGUAAUGGGCCACGUGGAUGACAUUAUGUUUGAAGCAGACUACUACCAUGGACAACGUUCACCGGAGAAAGAAACUAAUAGAAAUUUUGCAGGGGUCAGCAAAGCCAGUGAAGACGGGCCAUUCAAGUAUACAGACUUCGACAUCAUUGGGCUGCUAAGCGAUCGAUAUACAUCCUUUUCACUCGUCGGAACACAUUCUAUUGAGUUCAUUUUGUUCUAUCGACUGUGUGCAUCACUUAUGUGCCAAACGGAGCAAAAGCUCUGGAAUGAAUUGAAUUAA
Molecule: messenger RNA, 369 nt
Organism: Angiostrongylus costaricensis
Lineage: Eukaryota; Metazoa; Nematoda; Chromadorea; Rhabditida; Metastrongylidae
Source: the annotation of a GenBank genome assembly